UGCAGCGUUCAUUUGCAAAAUGGCUGACCACAGGGAAAGGGAUUCAUACUAUUCGCAAACGGAUUUACGAUCAAAAAAUGAUGAUCCACCGAAUUCACGUUUAUUUGUUAUAUGUCAUAAAAGUUUGGAAGAAGACGACCUCAGAAAAGCUUUUGAAAAAUUUGGAAAGAUCGAAGAUAUUUGGGUAGUUAAAGAUCGAAUUACAGGGGAAAAUAAAGGAGUUACAUACAUUAAAUUUUCGAAAACGUCAGAGGCAGCUUUUGCCCUUGAAGAAAUGAAUGGAAAAAUGUUGGGUUCUGUUGGAAGACCUAUUAAAGUAAUGAUUGCUUCAAAUCGUGAUCAAGGAUCUGUUAGAGAGACGAAUGAAGAAGAAAGGUGGGUUCGUCUAUUUUGUGUAUUACCCAAGUCUAUGACAGAUAGUGAACUACAGCAAGAAUUUUCAAAAUUUGGACCAAUUGAAUAUGCAACAGUGGUUAAAGAUAGAAAUACAAAUGAAUCAAAAGGAUUUGGUUAUGUGAAAUUUAAAAAAGUAUCUAGUGCAGCAAGAGCAUUUGAAGAAUGUGAUAGAAAAUAUAAAGCUGUAUUUGCCGAACCAAAAAAACCAAAACCUGAACACAUUGAUGUAAAAUAUAAUAAUGGACUAUCUUCUCAUUAUGAUGGUGCUGGUGGAGGUUAUAGUUCAUCAAACUUUGGAAAGAGCAGUAUUAGUUUAGAAAUUGCUACAAAUUAUCCAAAUUCUGAAGGUUAUACUCAUUUGCAAGUAAUUGCACAUCCAGCAUUGAAUCAAGAUCAAUUAUGGAAAUUGUUUGAUAUUGUACCUGGGUUAGAUUAUUGUCAUUUAAAAAAUGAUGUAAGGUAUAGAAUGCCAAGAGGUCAAGCUGUUGUAGUUUAUUCUAACCCUAGUGCAGCAGCAUAUGCAAGAGAAAAAUUUCAUGGUUUUGAAUAUCCUCCUGGUCAUAGGAUGAUAGUAAAACCAGAUUUAUCAAGUGCACCACCAAAAAGUGCAAUAAAACCUGGAAGUUCUGCAGGUGGAAUUGCUAGUGCUAGGACAGAUUUAGCACAUUUAGCUGAAACUAUUGCUCAAGCUACGUCUUUAAUUCAAGCUGCAGGAUUAACAGCACCAAAUUUAGAGCAUUCAAUGUGUGUUAAAUUACCACCUGUGCAACCAAUGGCUAGUAUAGAUGCAGAGGUUGCUAAAAGGUGCUUCAUUGUAUGUGGACCUCCAGUACCUCCCAUAUAUGCUAUGAAGGAUGCUUUCUGCAGAUUUGGAAAUCUUAUAGAUGUCUACAUGCUUCCAGGAAAAAAUUGUGGUUAUGCAAAGUAUGCUAGUGUGCAAAGUGCAAAUGAGGCAAUUGAUGUUUUACAUGGACAAGAAAUUUGUGGAUCUCGACUAAAGGUAUUAGAAGCAGAAGAACGCAACGUCGGUGAAGAUCGUAGAAAACGACUACGAACGGACGAAGAUGAAAACUAAAUUUUUUUUGUAUACCUCACUGACUGGUAUACACAAGCUGGACGCACGCAAUAAAAGAGACGAAUUUUAAGACUCACUUGACCACGUCGGGCCCGCAUCCAAGGAAACUACUCCAACUACCUACUUUUAACUACCGCUUACGUUCGCGAUUUCAACGUUACUGAAACUUUAACGCUACUUUACUUUAUCCUUACAUGUCGUUACACGUACACCUGACUUCCUGGUUUUAUUAUUUUAAGAGGCCUGUGCGAAAAGUGAUCUUAAAGAUUCAGUUUAAGAAUAUGUAAGACACAAAAUUAGUUAAAUUUGGAAUUUCUUCCUUUAGCACAAGGAAGUAUAUGAUGCAAUGUGUACU
This is a messenger RNA of Eufriesea mexicana, 1826 nucleotides long. Its product is annotated as RNA-binding protein 45. The transcript has 6 exons. The record is from RefSeq and is a predicted model, not a curated record. The coding region runs from base 20 to 1471 and encodes 483 amino acids. Lineage: Eukaryota; Metazoa; Arthropoda; Insecta; Hymenoptera; Apidae. Gene Ontology annotation, molecular function: RNA binding.